Rhipicephalus sanguineus (brown dog tick) is the source of this 1872-nucleotide messenger RNA. RefSeq names its product monocarboxylate transporter 2. The coding region runs from base 1 to 1839 and encodes 612 amino acids. Gene Ontology annotation, molecular function: monocarboxylic acid transmembrane transporter activity. The record is from RefSeq and is a predicted model, not a curated record. Lineage: Eukaryota; Metazoa; Arthropoda; Arachnida; Ixodida; Ixodidae. Gene Ontology annotation, biological process: transmembrane transport. The transcript is spliced from 5 exons.
AUGUCUUCUGCGGCCGCCGCUGCCGCCGAUGUCCAUCGCAUCUGUGGUGCGCAGUUAAGAACAACAACACGGCUUGAGCCGGAAUCGAACAUCUGCGUGAAGGCUCCAGGAGAUGGCGAACGAGGAGGAGGCACGGCUGAUGUGGGCGCUGACGCCGCUGACGACGGCGAGCCGACGGAACUUCGGUUACAUUGGAACGUGAUCCUAAUAGCUGUCCUCAUGGACUUUGGUCAGUCGGCGGCCUUCCGGUCAUCGGGAUUCAUCUACGUCGCGCUCCAAGACCACUUCCAAGUCGACCACGAGGCUGCAUCGUGGCCCGUCAGCGUUCUAGGCACAGUCGUCGAUGCUGGUGGUAUCCUAGCCGGACCACUGUGCCAGUGGUUCGGUGCGGCGGUUACACUGAGAGCCGGAGCCUUGGUGACUGCCCUGGGAGUCAUGGCUUCUGCCUUUGUGCCAGAUAUACCGUGGAUGACAGUUACACUUGGCGUCAUUCACGGAGCCGGGGCCGGAACCGUGAGCAUGAUGCUGCAAGUGUUCUUGAGCAUGACUUUCGUCAAGUACCGAGGCACGGCGCACGGGAUAAUGUUCAUGGGAUCAAUAUUAGCGUCCCUUACCAUCCCACAGGCCUUGUUCUUCCUCGAAAACACCUACGGAUUCAGUGGCUGUUUGCUGGUAUUCGGUGCCCUGUUGUUGCACCUGGUCCCCAUCAGCUUCCUCCUUCGGUCUAGCUCGUCUAGGAGCAGCUCACUUCAGCCCGACACAGGACCAACAGCACUCGUGGAGACGCGCGACGUUAACUUGAACAUCAAGGAGGAUCUGGAAUCGGAGAGCAAGUCCUGCUCAAGUUCGUCGAGUGCUAAAGGCAAACCGGGCGUUCUCCAGAGCGCGGCUGAAGUGCUACGACUCCCGAUGUUCUACGUCAUCCUCGUGACGUGGACAGUGAUGUGUUACAACGAGGACAUUUUCUUGACGACAAUAGUCGACUUCGCCGUCGACAAAGGCAUCGCGAAGAACAUGGCUGUGCCGCUGCUUUCGUAUCUCUCUUUCACCGACGCCAUAGGACGCAUAGGGCUUCCACUGCUCGCCGAUCGAAACAUCAUUCGGCGAAGUACGUUGGUUUGCUGCAACGCGGCUCUCACAGCGGCAUCCGUCGCCAUCCUACCAGAGGCCAACGCAUACGCUUUCCUCGUGGUGGCUACGCUUUUUGCGGCCUGUUUUAACGGAUGCGGCAUGACAAUGCAUGGUGUUCUUAUGGCCGAUUACAUUGGUAUGGACAACCUUCCCGUUGGAUACGGCGUAGCUGGAAUUCUCGUCGUACCACUGCUGCUGGUAAAGCCAGUGCUAAUAGGUCAUUUCCGGGACACACUCGGCUCUUACGACGACCUCUACAGAAUGCUGGGAGGAAUGCAGCUCGUCCUUUUCAUUCUAUGGCUCUUCAUAUCAUACCACGAGCGCCGCCGGGGGUCUCCUAAACGCAAGCCAUCCGAUGAGAAAACUGAUGCAUCAAAAUCUGAAGAAAUGCGUCGCGUGUCGUGCAUCAGAGAUCGCAACCACCAAUACACAAACCCAUGCUUCUGCACCGGGGCGGAAAAGUGCCACGCCUCAGGGGCUUUUCGAGACUGCGUGAUGUAUGAUGGUCGGUGGAUCACGAAUUCGUGUCAGAAACGCUCGUCUUAUCCAGGAGCCACAAAAGUAGGCCUCCGGCGGACAGCAGAGAACUGUUGUAAUCCUGCAAGUCGGAGUGUUGUGAACAAGGAACUAUCUGUGAGUGCACUGCGCAUUUUGAACUAUGGCAGUGUAACCGAUCAUAAGAAUAAACGUAAUAGUGUCUCUCAUUGAAAUCACAACCCAUGAAAGCUUAUAUUCAGUAAC